This is a messenger RNA of Plasmopara halstedii, 303 nucleotides long. RefSeq lists its product as uncharacterized. NCBI's taxonomy places the organism in Eukaryota, Oomycota, Peronosporomycetes, Peronosporales, Peronosporaceae. The record is from RefSeq and is a predicted model, not a curated record. The transcript has 2 exons. Bases 1 to 303 code for a protein of 100 amino acids.
AUGCAACGUGAUUUUGCUAAAGUGGUGCUUCAAUCUUCCAAGAUCCUUCAAAAGGGGGACUGGGUACCAGAUUCUGGGAAUGACUAUAGUGAGCAACUCAUCGUAUUUAGUCUGUUAAUUAGCGCUUAUUUCUCUUCGAACGAUACUAUUGUGGCAAUUGGCUUGAGGCACUCAAGAGGUAUUCAAUCGGAUCAAGGCUUUGGAGUCGAAGGUAUCCGGUUAUAUCCAUCGCUGAGGUGCUCAUUUGUCAUAUACAAACCUCGUAUGGGCUUUCUCAUCGAAGCAAGAACAAAGAAUGGAUAG